AUGCCCAAUUUGAGUAAGAUUUCACGGGAAAUCUUUGAUCUCAUAACGGCAUUACUUAGCCCGAAUUCCACCAAGGAGCUGGCAGAUGGCCUUCUUUUCAGUGAAAGCCAAGAAAAUAUACUUUGGAGAGCAAUUUUCGAGAGCGAUGGAUGGAUCGAUAAAGCAUUCGAGCUAGGGGCCUGCCCUGUUCUUGUCGGACUAAAAUUACAUGAGAUCGGGAGGCCCAGCUACAGAGGCUCUCAUCGACAUCAUAUCCUUUUAUCGACGAACGAUGAUGCAGGCGACCUUCAAUAUUUCCAAGAUCUUCUAUUUAAGUCUCUACGAGAAGGUUAUCGUUAUGAGCCAACUAAAUUCAGAAUUAUCCUUCCAGAAACUACUUUCGUCAGCCCAAACAAGCGGGAGAUGAAGAUCCCAGAGAUAGCGCUCUAUGUGCAUGACGCUAUCUUGCCUCAAGAGACCCUCGUUCUUUCGAGGAGAACUAUUCGGAAACUCUUUGAGAAAAGCGCUGUACGAACACAGUACUCUUUUGCAAGCCAAAGAAAAAUCUGCACUGUACAAAGCCCAGCCAUAUACGGCACGGGAGGGAGUAUUUCAAGAUCGGAGCAGCUUCUCCCGAUAUGUGGCAUGAACCUUGUUUGUCGCGGAAAGGAGUGGCUGACAGUAUUGACAACACCAAAAUGUCCUUCUGUGUCGCCGGUUACUAAUGAUGGUCAUCUUCGGAGAGGUCGUAUCAUAGGUUGGGAAAAAAAAAGGCGGUGA
Messenger RNA from Aspergillus welwitschiae, 759 nucleotides. RefSeq lists its product as uncharacterized. The record is from RefSeq and is a predicted model, not a curated record. The coding region runs from base 1 to 759 and encodes 252 amino acids. The transcript has a single exon. NCBI's taxonomy places the organism in Eukaryota, Fungi, Ascomycota, Eurotiomycetes, Eurotiales, Aspergillaceae.